Molecule: messenger RNA, 4696 nt
Organism: Lotus japonicus
Lineage: Eukaryota; Viridiplantae; Streptophyta; Magnoliopsida; Fabales; Fabaceae
Product: protein CHROMATIN REMODELING 20
Exons: 25
Coding region: 268-4377 (1369 amino acids)
Cellular component (GO): nucleus
Molecular function (GO): ATP binding; ATP hydrolysis activity; ATP-dependent chromatin remodeler activity
Source: RefSeq, a predicted model, not a curated record
ACUACACCUCUUGAAAUUCCACCAACAUUAAAAAAUUAGCAUAUAUAUAUGUAACACGCACACAACAAUCUUCUCUUUCAUCGUGUUCUGUUCCGUGCCCUUGUCGCGAGAUAGCAAAAUCAAACCAAAUCAAAGAGCUUGCUUCCGAAGAAUCGAAUCACUUCACUCCCUCCCUCCCUCUCACUUUCCAUGUAAACCUAGAGAUCCAGAACCCAUUCCCUCAAACCACUUCACUAGUUCAAGCUUCCUCUGUCAACCGAUUAAGAGAUGGAGGGAAAAGCUGAUGAUGAGGUGGUGGUGGAUAUUGAGAGUGCUUCUAGCGGUUCUUUCAAUGAUGAUUCUGACGAUGAGGGAUCUUUGCCUUCUGAAAUUGAUGACAAAGUGAUUGAGGAACCUCUCACUGAGCAGGAGAUAGAAGACCUCGUUUCUGAAUUAUUAGAAGUGGAGAGUAAGGCUGCAGAGGCCCAAGAAGCUCUUGAAGAGGAGUCUCUUGCUAAAGUGGAGAGUGAAGUUAGACAAGAACUGAAGCAAACUCUUCAGGGGGAUGAUCUGGAAACUGCUGUUGCUGAUGAGAUGACUACUUUCAAAGAAGAUUGGGAAGCUGUUCUGGAUGAACUUGAAACCGAAGCUGCGCACUUACUGGAACAACUUGAUGGGGCUGGAAUUGAACUCCCAAGCCUAUAUAAGUUGAUUGAAAAAGAAGCUCCCAAUGUUAGCUGCACCGAAGCAUGGAAAAGGAGAAAUCAUUGGGUCGGGUCUGAGACAACUGCUGAAAUUUCAAAGUCUAUUGGUGAUGCUGAGCAAUAUCUAAAGGGAAACAGACCUGUUAGAAGGCGACAUGGUAAAUUACUAGAAGAGGGUGCUAGUGGUUUUCUCCAAAAAAAAAUUUGCGCUGAAGCCCAGGAGCCUGUAAAGAAAGAAGGCGAGGUGGAUUGGGAUCUUUUCAAUAAAAUAAUUUCUGAUGAGAGCGGUGGUGAUGCUUCAUUUGGCAGUAGGCAGUGGGCUUCUGUUUAUUUGGCUAGCACUCCACAGCAAGCUUCCCUGAUGGGACUCAAAUUCCCUGGAGUUGAUGAGGUGGAGGAAAUUGAUGAUGUUGAUGGCAAUUCUACUGAUCCAUUUGUUGCAGCUGCAAUUGCAAAUGAAAGAGAACUAGAUCUUUCUGAUGAGCAAAGGAGGCAAUUUAAGAAGGUCAAAGAAGAGGAUGAUGCAAUUGUUGAUAGAAAGCUUCAAAUCCGUUUGAAACAUAGGAGGCAUCAAAAGAAAAGUAAACAGCGUGAAAGGAGCACACAUACCGUGUCAAUGGAGAGCCAAAUACUGAAGCCUUGCUCUGUUGAUGAAUUUAGCCCUGUUAUGAAAGACGGAACUAGUGAUUAUGGAGAACUUGUGUCUGACAAUGACAAGGUCGCUUGUUUGAAUAUGGAGACCGAUACAAUUGGCGGUUUUGAUGCCAGUUUUCAUCUUGACAAAGAAGAGCCUAUGAGUACUUGCAAUUUGUCAGAUCCACCCAAAUCCUCAUUGGGUGAUGUUAUUGAACAGAGAGGAACUAAGCGUCUAAAUGAUGGUGAACUUGAUGCUGAUAAUAAAAAGCGUCACACUGGUAUUACUGACAGUGAUGAUGAAGCAGAUGCCACUGAAGAUAAGCUUGAUUGCAGUACACUAGAUGAUCAAUCGAAGAUAAAAGGUUUAUCUGGUGUAGUAGUUUCUAGUUCUGGUAGUGAUUCAGAAUCAGAUAAUUCAGAUGAGUCAGAUGAUUCAGAUGAUUCAGAUGCAAAGAUAAAUGUUACUAUCAGUUCUAAACGGAGGCACAAAAAGAAGAUUAGGAGGAUACUUGACGAUGCCGAAUUAGGAGAGGAGACGAAAAAGAAAAUAGCAAUUGAGAAGGAACGUCAGGAACGACUGAAGUCUUUGCGAGGACAGUUUUCUGUCUCAUCAAUUGAGAUGAACUCUGGUGGGUGUAAUGGGAAUUUAACUGAAGGUGCAAGCCUCGAAAUUCUCGGUGAUGCACAAGCAGGUUACAUAGUGAAUGUUGUGAGGGAAAUAGGUGAAGAAGCUGUCAGAAUUCCAGCUAGUAUCUCAGCUAAACUAAAGGCCCAUCAGGUUACUGGAAUACGAUUCAUGUGGGAAAAUAUAAUACAGUCAAUCAGAAAAGUGAAGUCUGGGGAUAAAGGUCUUGGGUGUAUUCUAGCUCAUACUAUGGGACUUGGUAAAACUUUUCAGGUGAUAGCUUUCUUAUACACUGCGAUGAGAAGUGUUGAUUUGGGGUUAAGAACUGCACUUAUAGUCACACCUGUCAAUGUGCUCCAUAAUUGGCGGCGGGAGUUCAUCAAAUGGGCACCAUCAGAAUUAACACCUCUCAGGAUCUUUAUGCUGGAAGAUGUACCAAGAGAUAGGAGGGCACAUUUACUUGCAAAGUGGAGAGCUAAAGGAGGUGUGUUUUUGAUAGGCUAUUCUGCUUUCCGAAAUUUGUCUUUUGGAAAGAAUGUGAAAGAUCGGCACAUGGCCAGAGAAACUUGCCGGGCUUUGCAGGACGGGCCUGAUAUUCUUGUCUGUGAUGAGGCCCAUAUGAUAAAAAAUACCAAGGCUGACGUAACUCAAGCUUUGAAGCAAGUAAAAUGCCAGAGAAGAAUUGCGCUUACUGGAUCACCUCUUCAAAACAAUCUCAUGGAAUAUUAUUGUAUGGUUGAUUUUGUACGAGAAGGAUUUCUUGGAAGCAGUCAUGAAUUUAGGAACCGCUUCCAAAACCCUAUAGAGAAUGGUCAGCACACUAACUCAACUCAGACUGAUGUAAAAAUUAUGAACCAAAGGUCUCAUAUCCUUUAUGAAGAGUUAAAAGGCUUUGUCCAAAGAAUGGACAUGAAUGUUGUGAAAAAGGAUCUACCGCCCAAAACUGUCUUUGUUAUAACAGUCAAGCUUUCUCCCCUACAAAGGAAAUUGUACAAGAGAUUCCUUGAUGUGCAUGGGUUCACUAAUGUCAGGGCGCAUCAUGAACAGUUAAGAAAAAGAAGUUUCUUUGCUGGUUACCAGGCACUGGCUCGGAUAUGGAACCACCCUGGGAUCUUGCAAUUGACAAAAGAAGAGAAGGAGCGUGUAAGACAUGAAGAUGCUGUUGAGAAUUUUCUUGUUGAUGAUAGCUCUAGUGAUGAAAAUUCUGAUUCUAAUGUGCUUGCUGGAGAGAAGAUGAAGGAGACAAAUCAAUUCAUGCCAAGGAAGGAUGGUGAUGGCUUUUUCGUAAAGGGAUGGUGGAAUGAUCUUCUUCAUGGAAAAAUUUAUAAAGAGCUUGAUCAAAGUGGCAAAAUGGUUUUGCUGAUAGAUAUACUAACCAUGAGUUCUGAUGUGGGCGAUAAGGUAUUGGUUUUUAGUCAGAGCAUACCAACCCUAGACCUCAUAGAACUUUAUCUCUCAAGGAUACCACGACGUGGCAAACAAGGGAAGCUUUGGAAGAAGGGAAAAGAUUGGUAUAGGCUGGAUGGAAGGACAGAGAGCUCAGAAAGGCAGAAGCUUGUUGAAAAAUUUAAUGAACCCUUAAAUAGGAGGGUUAAAUGCACGCUGAUUUCAACAAGAGCAGGUUCUUUGGGUAUUAAUCUCCAUGCAGCUAACCGUGUCGUUAUAGUUGAUGGUUCUUGGAAUCCAACAUAUGAUCUGCAGGCUAUCUAUCGAGCUUGGAGGUAUGGGCAGAAAAAGCCAGUGUUUGCUUAUCGACUUCUGGCUCAUGGAACUAUGGAAGAGAAAAUAUAUAAACGCCAGGUAACAAAGGAGGGGCUUGCUGCUAGAGUGGUCGAUAGACAACAGGUUCAUAGGACCAUAUCUAAAGAAGAAAUGUUGCAUCUCUUCGAGUUUGGUGAUGAUGAGAACCCUGAGACUUUGGCUGAACUUGAUCAAGAAAAUGGGCAUACUUGUGAUCAAAUUAACCCAAUUUUGGCUGGGCAUUCACUGAAACAAACAGUGCCACAUUCAAAUGGAAGCAGUUCUUCUGAUAAGUUAAUGGAAAGCUUACUUAGCCAGCAUCAUCCACGGUGGAUUGCCAAUUAUCAUGAACAUGAAACCUUGUUACAAGAAAAUGAAGAGGAAAAGCUGUCAAAAGAGGAGCAAGAUAUGGCUUGGGAGGUGUAUCGUAAAUCAAUGGAGUGGGAAGAAGUGCAAAGAGUACCGCUCGAUGAGUCUAUGCCUGAUCAAAAGCCAGAAGUGGCGGUGGCAAAGCCGCAUGUAUCAGAGACCCGCAUCCUCUCACCAAGACUAGCCAGACGUUUCUCAACGCGGAAAUGCACCAACCUUGCGCAUUUGUUGACACUUCGAAGUCAAGGAGUAAAAUUUGGUAAAAGUACAGUUUGUGGGGAAUGUGCACAUGAGAUAAGGUGGGAAGAUUUGAAGAAGAGUUAGGAAUGUGGCAACCUAAAGGAUAUUUAAGCUGUCCAUAUAUAAACUAAUUUGUUUUUUGUAAAUGGAUUAUGCCCAUAUCCAAAAUCAUUUGUGGAUGAAACAGAAAUGUUCCUCCCAAAAAAAAUGAAAUAGGAAUGUUUCUUUUUGUGCGCUAGGAUGCUAAUAGCUUUUCUUUAGGCAUGAGGAAAUCUUUAUUAGGUGUUUAUUUAUAGGCAUGGGUAAAUUUCCGACUUCAUGGAUAUCUGCUGUUUGUGUUGGGACCCCAACUUCACAGAAUGACUUUUAAAAUCUUGGAAUUUAUAUAAAGGCUGUUUAGAUA